AUGACCAUGACCACCAUGCCAGAAAGUCUCAACAGCCCCGUGUCGGGCAAGGCGGUGUUUAUGGAGUUUGGGCCGCCCAACCAGCAAAUGUCUCCUUCUCCCAUGUCCCACGGGCACUACUCCAUGCACUGUUUACAUUCGGCGGGCCAUUCGCAGCCCGACGGUGCCUACAGUUCGGCCUCGUCCUUCUCCCGACCGCUGGGCUACCCCUACGUCAACUCGGUCAGCAGCCACGCGUCCAGCCCCUACAUCAGUUCGGUGCAGUCCUACCCGGGCAGUGCCAGCCUCGCCCAGAGCCGCCUGGAGGACCCAGGGGCGGACUCCGAGAAGAGCACGGUGGUGGAAGGCGGUGAAGUGCGCUUCAAUGGCAAGGGGAAAAAGAUCCGCAAACCCAGGACAAUUUAUUCCAGUUUGCAGUUGCAGGCUUUGAACCGGAGGUUCCAGCAAACUCAGUACUUAGCUCUGCCCGAGAGGGCGGAGCUCGCGGCCUCCUUGGGACUCACGCAGACUCAGGUCAAGAUCUGGUUCCAGAACAAGCGCUCCAAGUUCAAGAAGCUGAUGAAGCAGGGCGGGGCGACUCUGGAGGGUAGCGCGCUAGCCAACGGCCGGGCCCUGUCUGCAGGCUCCCCACCAGUACCGCCGGGCUGGAACCCUAAUUCCUCAUCCGGGAAGAGCUCAGGCAGUAGCGCGGGCUCUUACAUCCCCAGCUACACGUCGUGGUAUCCAUCCGCGCACCAAGAAGCUAUGCAGCAGCCCCAACUCAUGUGA
Sciurus carolinensis (gray squirrel) is the source of this 768-nucleotide messenger RNA. RefSeq names its product distal-less homeobox 1 (gene Dlx1). The coding region runs from base 1 to 768 and encodes 255 amino acids. Gene Ontology annotation, biological process: cell differentiation; negative regulation of transcription by RNA polymerase II; embryo development. Gene Ontology annotation, molecular function: RNA polymerase II cis-regulatory region sequence-specific DNA binding; DNA-binding transcription factor activity, RNA polymerase II-specific. The record is from RefSeq and is a predicted model, not a curated record. NCBI's taxonomy places the organism in Eukaryota, Metazoa, Chordata, Mammalia, Rodentia, Sciuridae. The transcript is spliced from 3 exons.